AUGACAAUUCUCUUUGGAAAGCUUCGUGAGCACGAACUUGAAUUGAACAGGUUGACUGCGGAAGAGGAUCAAGGAAGGAAAAAUACUCUUGCCUUCAAAUAUGAAAUUUCUAAAGGAAAGAGUUCAAGAAGGAAUGAUGAUGAUGACACUGAUGAUGAGGAAAAUAUGAGCCUCAUGAUAAAGAAGUUUGCUAAGUUCAUGAGAGCAAAAGGAAAGGAUAAAUAUCGAGAAGAAAGGAAGGAAAAUCAAGGAUCUCAAUCAAGCAUAAGGUGUUAUGGAUGUGGAGAAAGAGGACAUGUAAAAACUGAUUGUCCAAAUAAUAAGAAAGGCGAAGAAAAGAAAGAAAGGAAAUUUCCCAAGAAGAAAAAGGCUUAUAUAGCAUGA
Molecule: messenger RNA, 384 nt
Organism: Vigna umbellata (rice bean)
Lineage: Eukaryota; Viridiplantae; Streptophyta; Magnoliopsida; Fabales; Fabaceae
Source: RefSeq, a predicted model, not a curated record